CGAAUAUGAGGAAGUGGACAACUGGGAUUGCAUCCAAAAAAACAAAAAACAAACAGCAGAAGGCAGUGCUGGACACGCCCCCAUGCUGCGCCUGGUGGUGUUGCAUGUGCCCAAGUGCAGGCAGGCAGUUUUGAAAGCAGUUCCUGAUAGAGACUACUGUUCCGAUUCUACACUGGCAGACAACGAGAGAGGGAGUAAACGAGGGAGAGGGGAGAGUGAGCGAGAGAGAGACAGAGGGAGAGAGAGAGAGCUUUCUCCCCGUGCGCCGGGUCCACAUUUGCACGAUGGCAUCAGAUCCAGGGCUGCUGCCCCUCUUAGUGUGGACUAUAUCAAUGCAGGUCCUGGGCUCCAGAGGAACGUCUAACAAUGAAGUGAAUCUCCUGGACACAACCAAAAUAUCAGGAGACUGGGGCUGGCUCACAUAUCCUUCACAUGGGUGGGAUGCGAUCAAUGAAAUGGACGAGUAUUUCAGCCCCAUCCACACGUACCAGGUGUGCAACGUUAUGAGCCCGAGUCAGAACAACUGGCUCCGGACCAACUGGAUCCAGCGAGACGGCGCGCGGCGCAUUUACAUCGAGAUGAAGUUCACGCUGCGAGACUGCAACAGCAUGCCAGGCGUGCUCGGUACCUGCAAGGAGACCUUUAACCUCUACUACUACGAGACCGACCGCAACGUUGGCACCAGCAUCUGGGAGAGUCAGUUUUCCAAGAUCGACACCAUCGCAGCCGACGAGAGUUUCACUAACGUGGACCUGGGGGUGAGGAGACUCAAGCUCAACACUGAGAUCCGCGGCGUCGGGCCGCUCAGCAAACGCGGCUUCUACUUGGCCUUCCAGGAUAUAGGAGCCUGCAUCGCUGUUGUGUCCGUCCGAGUCUAUUACAAACGCUGCGCGGGAAUGGCUCGCAACCUGGCCGUCUUCACGGACGUGGUCACGGGGGCCGACUCGUCCUCGCUGGUGGAGGUCAGAGGUCAGUGUGUGGACCACGCUGAGGAGAGGGACACUCCUAAGAUGUACUGCAGCGCUGAGGGCGAGUGGCUCGUUCCUAUUGGACGAUGUGUGUGCAGCGCCGGCUUUGAGGAGCAUAGAGACAACUGCAUUGCAUGUGAGGUGGGUUUCUACAAGCCCGUGGCAGGAGAUCAGCUCUGUGGGAAAUGUCCACUCCACAGUCACUCUGAGACACGAGCGGCUCUAACCUGCCCCUGUGAUGCCAACUUCUAUCGUUCCUCUACAGAUACCUCUGCUUCUCCCUGCACAAGACCUCCGUCAGCUCCGGUAAACAUCAUCUCAUAUGUGAACGGCACCUCGGUCAGUCUGGAGUGGGGUUCACCUCUGGAUACAGGAGGCCGCAGUGACGUCAUCUAUGACGUCCUUUGCCAGAAGUGUGACAAAGAUGGGGCGCAGUGUGAGGACUGUCGGGUGGGUGCCGGAGGGGGUAACGGGGUGGGGAACAGCAAUGGGGGUGUUGCAGACGCCAAUGGAGCUGUUAGCGGGACAGUUGGAGGAGGAGGAGGAAUCAUGAAUAGAGUGGUGGUGUCCCGGACAGGAGUGGCCCUGGUGCGCUUUAUCCCUCAGCAGACAGGACUUACAGAACCAUGGGUGACGGUGCUGAAUCUCGCCGCUCACAGUAAUUACACCUUCCGUAUUGUUGCUCUAAAUGGAGUCACGCACCUGAGCAAUGAGCUGCCACAGUCUGUGAUGGUCAAUAUCACCACAAACCAGGCAGCUCCGUCUCAAGUGAUGGCCAUCCGACAAGAAAAUGCCAGUCAGAACAGCGUCACUCUUUUCUGGCACGAACCGGCGCAGCCCAAUGGAGUCAUAUUAGAAUAUGACAUUAAAUAUUAUGAAAAGGACAAUGAACAGCAAAGUUAUGCUACGCUGAAGUCAAAGAACACUACCACUAAAGUGUCAGGUCUGAAGCCCGGCACGAGCUACAUCUUCCAGAUUCGGGCCAGAACCUCGGCUGGCUGUGGGCGAUUCAGCCAGUCAGUGGAGAUACAGACCGGCAAAGCAACUCCCCUGCAAAAUACCAACAUGACGAUUGUCUGGAUCUGCAUGGCUUCAGUAACAGGCCUGGUGACAUUUCUGGCUAUUGUCAUCUGCAGAAAACGACGUUGUGGGUACAGCAAAGCUUUCCAGGACUCAGACGAGGAGAAAAUGCACUACCAAAAUGGCCAUGUAUCAUUUCCAGAAGCCAGAUUUUAUAUUGAUCCCCACACAUAUGAGGACCCCUGCCAGGCUGUCCACGAAUUUGCCAGAGAAAUUGAAGCGUCCAGGAUCAAAAUAGAGAAAAUCAUCGGUUCAGGAGAGUUUGGGGAAGUGUGUUAUGGCCGGAUGAAGCUCCCGGGGAAACGUGAUAUCCCGGUGGCUCUGAAGACUCUUAAAGCUGGCUACACCGAGAAACAGAGGAGAGAUUUCCUGGGAGAAGCCAGCAUCAUGGCACAGUUCGAUCACCCCAACGUCAUCCACCUGGAGGGAGUUGUUACCCGCAGCAAACCGGUAAUGAUCAUCACAGAGUACAUGGAGAACGGCUCUUUGGACUCUUUCCUGAGGAGACAUGACGGUCAGUUCACCAUCAUUCAGCUGGUGGGGAUUCUGCGUGGCAUAGCAGCUGGCAUGACUUACUUGGCUGAUCUGGGGUAUGUCCACCGGGACCUGGCUGCCAGGAAUGUUCUGGUCAACAGUAAUCUGGUGUGCAAGAUUUCAGACUUCGGUCUGUCACGCGUGCUGGAGGACGACCCUGACGCAGCCUACACCACCAGCGGAGGGAAGAUCCCGAUUCGCUGGACGGCGCCGGAGGCCAUCACAUAUCGGAAGUUCUCCUCCUCCAGUGACGUAUGGAGUUAUGGAGUGGUGAUGUGGGAAGUGAUGUCAUAUGGAGAACGGCCAUAUUGGAACUUGACCAACAGAGAUGUGAUCAAGUCCGUAGAGGAGGGCUACCGGCUCCCGGUCCCCAUGGGCUGCCCCGGUGCCCUCCACACCCUAAUGCUGGACUGCUGGCAGAAAGACCGCAACGAAAGGCCCAGAUUCUGCCAGAUCAUCACGGUCCUGGACAAGCUGAUCCGGAACCCCGAGAACCUCAAGUCAAUGGGCACAUUGUGCAGACUAAACAGUCCUUUGAUGAACAGAAGUAUUCCUGAUUUCACCAGCUGUAGAUCUGUGGACGAGUGGUUGGACACCAUUAAGAUGGGCCGUUAUAAGGACCACUUUGCCGCAGGAGGGUAUCUGACAGUAGGACAUGUGAUGAGCAUGAAACAACAUGACAUCCAGAGGUUGGGAGUCACAUUAAUGGGCCAUCAGAAGAAGAUCAUGACCAGCGUCCAGAUGAUGAGAGCCCAGGCACUGAACCAGAGCGUGCCGUCGGUACACAUAUAAUCACGGACCUCGCCAGAACACAAGUACAUAUUGAUCUGAUACAUGUUUGGGUACUUCAAACGACUGUCCCUUCCUAAACGAAAGCUGACAUGGACUAUUGUUACUGGGAUAAGGAUGGAGUUUUUCUUCUUCGGCGGGACUUUCUGCAAUUAUCCCUUUUCUCUUUUACUUUCUUUUGUAAAUGUUUGGACUGCCUUAAAUGACACAUUAUUUAAAUAUUGUUGUACAUGGAUAAAGAUUUUAUGAAUUAUAGAGUCAUGAAUAUAUGUAAAGAGUGGACCUAGUCAUGAAUAUUAAAAAGAUGGAAAUGAAUAUGCAGUGUACGAGUUUGGUCACACCCACCGCAGCAGCACAACGGCAUGGAUGAAACUUCACGAGUGCCUCAAGUGCUGAGACAUGACGCUGAAUAAAAGACGAAACAAUGAGACGCCACAGGAGAAUGCGUGUUAAGCUACAAGCAUAUAAUCUACGACGAACCGAGACCCUCAAGAGGAAACAUUUGGGCUCCUGACAAAAGCUGCAGAGCGCACAAGAAUACGGACAAAUGCUGAAUUAGUCUCUGUUUUGUCUCUGUGGUCAUAAAAAGGGAAAAAGGCAAUUAUGUAUGUCAUGUGUUUGAUUAAACACUCUGAAACUCAACCUGCUGUUAUUUAUUGCGUGCAGAACGGCGCCGGAUCCCUCUGGAAAUGGGAGGAAUAAAUAUGUGUAAAUGUUGGUCUGCAGAAAACAGAACAUUUUUAACUUUUCCUUACUCUUGAAAUAUGUCUGAAAUGGAAUCUGUGCCGCUGGAUUCAGAGUUCAGGCCAGUUUUAAAUUAUUUAUUGGUACCUUAAGAAAAUCAUUGAGUAUUCUCAGUGUUUGGGCUGUUUUACGUCAAAUAAAUCAUUGGCUUUGCUAAA
Molecule: messenger RNA, 4273 nt
Organism: Sinocyclocheilus anshuiensis
Lineage: Eukaryota; Metazoa; Chordata; Actinopteri; Cypriniformes; Cyprinidae
Gene: epha8
Product: eph receptor A8
Exons: 18
Coding region: 285-3374 (1029 amino acids)
Biological process (GO): axon guidance; ephrin receptor signaling pathway; protein phosphorylation
Cellular component (GO): dendrite; plasma membrane
Molecular function (GO): protein binding; ATP binding; transmembrane-ephrin receptor activity
Source: RefSeq, a predicted model, not a curated record